UAUUUUUUCUUUAAAAGAUUGAAAAUAUAAAAGGAAAUUUUAAAAAAUUAUCCUCACUACAAUUUUAGAAGACAAUAAUGCCCCCUCCUGUCCUCCAGACUCCAAUCUCCUGAGUUGGAACUUGGAAGAGCAUUUCUGUCCAUAGCCAAAAGGCCUGCGGAGUUCUGGUGUGAUUGUGAGCUCCUCUUGUGUCGAUAAAAGUGGCAGCCCCGCCGUCGAUCGCCGGAGCUCCGACCUGUCCGUCCAGAAUCAAUGCCCGAGCAAUGAUGAAUAAAUACUCAAGGUAACCCCUUAACCUUCUGGGUAUAUCUAUUGCAGCUCAAAACCUCAGUUAUUCUAGUUCUCAAUCCAGUGCUACUCUACACUGAAUAUCUAUUAACAAAAAACCCAUGAACCAUUUGCGGAAGCUGAGAAUUUCAUCUGUUCUCAAAUGGGUAUCUGUAAGUUAUAGUCACAAUAGCUUUAGACCAUCAAGAACGAAACUUUGGGCUAUUGGGUCAUCCGACAUUGUUCAGAACUAUAGGUUUUAUCGCACGAAAAGGAAUGAUCGGAAAAUCUUGGAGGAAAAAUCCCAAUUUCCUCCGACUGUUAGGCGACAAGCCCAGGCUGCUCUAUUGGAGUACUUGCAUUCCACCAGAGGGUUGCAAUUUGUGGAUGCUGAGCACAUAAGUAGAAACUCCCCACAUUUUCUUGAAAGUUUGUUGAAAAGGGUAGAUAGUGAAAGUCAGGGUGUUGGGUCUGUGGCUAGGUAUUUGAGGUACCAUCCCAUUAAUGAAUUCGAGCCGUUUUUCGAGAGUAUGGGGUUGCACUCUUCUGAGACCUCUUUGGUCCUCCCACCAAAGUUGAUGUUCUUGAAUGAUGACCAGGUUUUGAUGCAGAACUAUCAUGUGUUCUGUAAUUGCGGUUUUCCAAGGGAUAAGAUAGGCAAAAUUUACAAAGAAGCUCCCGAGAUCUUCAGGUAUGGCCGAGGAGUAUUGGAGUCAAAGCUUCGGUUGUUUGGUGAGGUUGGGUUAGACCAAUCCACUUUGGUUAAGGUUAUUUAUUCUAAUCCUUACCUUUUGGUAGGAAAUGCGGAUAGGGAAUUCUUAAGAUUUUUGGAGAAGUUGAGGAGUGCGGGAAUAGAACAUGAGUGGAUUUGGAAGCAGUUAUUGAAAGGCGUCUCAUAUAACUGGAGCCAUUUAUUUGAAGUCCUAGUCUUGUUCGGUAAGUUAGGUUUUGGUGACGAGCAAUUGGGAAAGGUAAUAGGCAAUAGCCCGGAGCUUUUAUUUGAGAGCUCAGGGCGUACUAUAUUUUUAAUUAUGGGAUUCUUGUGGAAAUUUGGAUGCACGCAGCAUAAGAUAUAUAGCAUGUUUUCUCAGUUCCCACAAAUUCAAACCGGGAAGUUUCUCAAGAACUUGCACAACUGUUACCAUGUUCUGAUUGAAAUUGAAGUGCCCGUAGAGGAGAUUGGGAGUAUUUUUUGCUCAGACCCUUUGCUGCUGGGUUCGUGUUCUUUAAAGAAAGCAGACAGCUUGCUGCGUACUUUAAAUUCUGGGAAGAAGCGGCUUUGUAAAAUGAUCUUAGAGGAUCCACAGGUUUUGAAGAAAUGGGUUCUAGGAGCAAGAGUCGAACCACUCCCAACAGCCGAAGAGAUGCAAAGAUCAAAAGAGAUGAAAACUAAGUUUCUGUUGAGUUUAGGCUUUGUUGAAAACCGGGGUGAAAUGGAGGAAGCUCUCAAAGCUUAUCGAGGAAAAGGGUUGGAGCUUCAAGAGAGAUUCGACUGUUUUGUCAAUGCUGGUAUAGAUCCUAAAGAUGUCUCUACGAUGAUCAGAGUUUAUCCUAAUAUUCUCAACCAAACCAAAGAUGUCAUCGAAGCAAAGAUCGAUUUUCUUGUCAACAGCUUGGGGUAUCCGCUGUCUAGUUUAGUUUCAUUUCCAUCGUAUAUCGCCUACAACUUACAGAGAACUAAACUUAGGGUUUCUAUGUAUAAUUGGCUGAAAAAUCAAGGGAGAGUGAAUCCUAACUUGGCCUUAAGGACCAUUGUAGCUUGUUCCGAGGAAGCUUUCGUGAGGACAUAUGUAAGUCGACAUCCUGAAGGUCAUGACAUUUGGGAAAAACUGAAGAAAGAUAUAAACCCUUUCGAUUGAAUCAGUUGAAGGGCAUAUUCAAAAACUAGAUUGGAAUGGAGAUGCAUUGUUUAACUGAUAUAUAUGGGAAUUGAAGUCUCCUAUUUGAGGCUUUCAUUUGCACAUCAUCAGAAAUCCUACAAGGAGGGGCAUCAACAACCAGGUAUUUUCUCUUCGAGAUCGUUUCUUAUGGCCUUGUUUGGUAACAUAGUUAGCUUAUCAGCCGAUUUUGACGUAUU
Molecule: messenger RNA, 2344 nt
Organism: Ipomoea nil (Japanese morning glory)
Lineage: Eukaryota; Viridiplantae; Streptophyta; Magnoliopsida; Solanales; Convolvulaceae
Product: transcription termination factor MTEF18, mitochondrial-like
Exons: 1
Coding region: 390-2126 (578 amino acids)
Biological process (GO): regulation of DNA-templated transcription; chloroplast organization
Cellular component (GO): chloroplast
Molecular function (GO): double-stranded DNA binding
Source: RefSeq, a predicted model, not a curated record